AUGGCUCCUGCACGAACUGACACCAACUGGUCGGUCCAGUAUGACACGUUGCGCCGUGAGAACCUUUUCCAAAACCCGCCUAAGGACCAUACCGCUUAUCCGACCUUGGCCGAGUCAAUUAAGCCGCAUAUCGACUCAUUCAACCAACUUUUCGGUGGAAGCAAGAUCCUUGAGGAGGGCUUGAAGGAUAUCGGCACUAAGACGUUUUUGGAUGGAGAAAUUGAGACCCCCGAACAGAAGAAGGCUCGCAUCGCCGAGGGUCGUCGGGCGCCCAAGCGCAAUCGCCUGAACGUGCGAGUCACCGAAAUUUUCCUCGACAAGCCCGCUCUCCCGCCAACCAACAAAUUCAGCCACAAGAAUCGAAAUAUCUACCCUUCGGAGUGCCGAGAGCGCCACUCGACCUAUCGUGGAAAGCUUCGCGCUCGUCUCGAGUAUCAGAUCAACAAUGGCGACUGGAUGGAAUCUGUGCGCGAGCUGGGUCAGGUCCCCAUCAUGAUGCGCACAAACCGCUGUCACCUUGAGAAUGCAACCCCGCAGGAUCUCGUCACAUACAAGGAGGAGUCCGAGGAGCUUGGCGGAUACUUCAUUGUGAACGGCAAUGAGAAGCUGAUCCGAAUGUUGAUCGUCGGCAAGCGAAACUAUCCUAUGUCCAUUAUCCGUGGCUCCUUUGUCAAGCGUGGUCACACUUAUACCAAGUUCGGUGUGCAAAUACGAUCAGUUCGUCCCGAUCAGACGUCGCAGACGAAUGUCCUGCACUACCUUUCCGAUGGCAAUGUCACUUUCCGUUUCUCCUGGCGCAAGAACGAGUUCCUUGUCCCCGUCAUGAUGAUCCUUAAGGCUUUGGUAGAGACCAAUGACCGUGAGAUCUUUGAAACACUCGUCGGAAGUGCCACUUCCAAGGGCAUGAAGAACACCUUCGUCACGGAUCGUGUCGAGCUUUUGCUCCGAACCUAUCAGGCCUACAACAAGCACAGCCGCUACGACUGCCGAUCCCAUUUGGGCAAAUGUUUCCGACCUGUCCUCGGCGUGCCGGCUGACAUGUCGGACGAGGAUGUGGGUACGGAGUUCCUGCGCAAGGUGGUUCUGCCUCAUCUGGGCAAUCACAACGUGACCGAGACUCAAGACUAUGACAAGUUCAAGAUGAUCAUUUUCAUGAUUCGGAAACUGUAUGCCUUGGUUGCUGGCGACUGCGCCCCCGACAACCCUGAUGCAGUCUCCAACCAGGAGAUUUUGCUGGGUGGUUUCCUUUACGGUAUGAUCUUGAAGGAGCGAAUUGAAGAGUGGCUGCGUUCGUUUGGUCCCAUUGCUCGAGACUGGUCAAUUCGCAAUGGCGGUGCCAAGUUCUCCGAUCCUGCGUUCGAGAGAGAGUUCCUCGCCAAGAUCGUGAAGCGAUCAAACGAGAACAUCGGUAACGCUCUUGAAUACUUCUUGUCCACCGGUAACUUGGUCAGUCCCACCGGUCUUGAUCUUCAGCAGACAUCCGGUUACACUGUUAUCGCCGAGAAGAUCAACUUCUAUCGUUUCAUCAGUCACUUCCGUAUGAUUCAUCGUGGUAGUUUCUUCGCACAGUUGAAGACCACCACCGUCCGCAAGCUACUACCCGAGAGUUGGGGUUUCCUUUGCCCGGUCCACACACCCGAUGGUUCUCCUUGCGGUCUGCUCAACCAUUUGGCCCAUAAGUGUCUCAUCGCCACAGACAAUCUCGAUGUCUCUCACCUUCCGAAGAUUCUCGUCCAGCUUGGAGUCAGAGCCGAGUCGUCCGUCGCUAUUGAUGACAGCGUUGUCAUCCAAUUGGAUGGUCGCAUCAUCGGUUUCUGCUCACCAACGCAGGCUAAGCAGAUUCACGAUACACUCCGUUACUGGAAGGUGUCUGGGAUGAAUGGAAUUCCCCGUGGGCUUGAGAUUGGGUACGUCCCAAACUCAAACGGCGGUCAGUACCCCGGUGUCUACAUGUUCUCGCAGGCUGCUCGUAUGUAUCGUCCGGUCAAAUACCUUGCCAACGACAGUAUGGACUUUGUGGGUCCCUUCGAGCAACCGUUCAUGGAGAUCGCCUGUUUGGAGUCCGACCUCAUCGCGGGCUUGUCGACCCAUAUCGAAUACACGCCCACCAACAUCCUCUCGAUCGUUGCCAACAUGACUCCCUUCUCCGACUACAACCAGUCACCUCGUAACAUGUACCAGUGUCAGAUGAGCAAGCAGACCAUGGGUACACCCGGCACAUCUAUCAACUACCGCACAGAUAACAAGCUUUAUCGUUUGCAAACCGGUCAGACCCCUGUUGUGCGGCCGCCUUUGUACAACGCGUACGGCCUGGAUAACUUCCCCAACGGCACAAACGCCAUUGUGGCCAUUAUCUCCUACACUGGUUACGACAUGGAUGACGCCAUGAUCAUUAACAAGUCAGCACACGAGCGUGGAUUCGGACACGGAACUAUUUACAAGACAAAGGUUCACAGUCUAGCUGAGCGUGACUCUCGUCGCAGCAAGUCCCGACGGGAGGUGACCAAGCUCUUUGGAUUCGCGCCCGGCGAUGAGGUUCGCGCAGAAGUCAAGUCAUUGAUUGACAGCGAUGGUAUGCCUCACGUUGGUGUGCGUGUGAAGGAAGGUGACAAGAUCGCCGCCUACCACAACGUUCGCUACGAUGCGGCCACGGACUCGUUCGUCAAUGUCGAUGGUAUCACGCACUUUGUCAAGUACAAGGACGCCGAGGCUGGAUACAUCGAGAGUAUCCGAAUCAUGGGCUCAGAAAACGGCAACGAGCCCGCUCAAUCGCUCAGUGUCAAAUACCGCAUCCCGCGUAAGCCUGUUAUUGGUGACAAGUUCUCCUCUCGUCACGGUCAGAAGGGUGUCUGUUCACAACUCUGGCCCGCGGUUGACAUGCCUUUCUCCGAGAGCGGCAUGCAGCCCGAUCUGAUCAUCAACCCUCACGCCUUCCCCUCUCGUAUGACCAUCGCCCAGAUGAUUGAAUCAAUGGCGGGCAAGGCUGGUGCCCUUCACGGACAUCCUCAAGACUGCACGCCGUUCCAAUUCUCUGAAGAGAACACGGCGACCGACUACUUUGGCCACCAGCUUCUAAAGGCCGGGUACAACUACUACGGCAAUGAGCCACUGUACAGUGGUAUCACGGGCCGGGAGUUCGCUGCCGAUAUCUAUAUGGGUGUGGUUUACUACCAGCGUUUGCGUCACAUGGUCAACGACAAGUUCCAGGUGCGCACGACGGGUCCCGUCAACGCCUUGACCGGUCAGCCCGUUAAGGGCCGUGCCAAGGGUGGUGGUAUUCGUGUGGGAGAGAUGGAGCGUGACUCGCUGAUUGCCCACGGUGCCGCCUUCCUCCUGCAGGAUCGACUGAUGAACUGCUCCGACUCCCAACACGCCUGGAUCUGCCGUGACUGUGGUUCGUUCCUGUCAACACAAGUGGCAGUCUCUGGUUCUGGCGCAUCUCGCCGCGCCGCAGUGAACCCUGGUGCGGCUGCGGCUGCGGCCAAGGUGGCUCCCAACCAGAACCUGGGUGCCGCCGCCACGACCGUUGGUGCUCUGGGUGGUGCCAACGGAAUUGUGCGCUGCCGUCGCUGUGCCCGCUCGGCCACCUUUGACGACUCGCGUGCGGAGGCCUGGGAGGAUGGUGAUGGGCAACGCUACGUCGGUGGUGACAACGUCACUGUGGUUGCGGUGCCUGGUGUGCUGCGCUUCCUUGAUGUCGAGUUGGCGGCGAUGGGUAUCCGCAUGAAGUUCAAGAUUGAGAACUAG
Messenger RNA from Penicillium diatomitis, 3747 nucleotides. Its product is annotated as DNA-directed RNA polymerase I core subunit RPA135. Gene Ontology annotation, molecular function: DNA binding; DNA-directed RNA polymerase activity; ribonucleoside binding. NCBI's taxonomy places the organism in Eukaryota, Fungi, Ascomycota, Eurotiomycetes, Eurotiales, Aspergillaceae. The transcript has 2 exons. The coding region runs from base 1 to 3747 and encodes 1248 amino acids. Gene Ontology annotation, cellular component: RNA polymerase I complex; nucleus. Gene Ontology annotation, biological process: DNA-templated transcription. The record is from RefSeq and is a predicted model, not a curated record.